Messenger RNA from Laccaria bicolor S238N-H82, 3822 nucleotides. RefSeq lists its product as uncharacterized. Lineage: Eukaryota; Fungi; Basidiomycota; Agaricomycetes; Agaricales; Hydnangiaceae. The transcript has 17 exons. The record is from RefSeq and is a predicted model, not a curated record. Gene Ontology annotation, molecular function: DNA (cytosine-5-)-methyltransferase activity; chromatin binding. Gene Ontology annotation, cellular component: nucleus. The coding region runs from base 1 to 3822 and encodes 1273 amino acids.
AUGGCAAACUCACGACGGCAGCGACCUAGCGCGUUUGAUGUUUCGUUUCCUGGAGAGGCUGCAACGCUAUCAGCGCAGGAACGGGCCUCUACAUGUCCUACUUCGUCCAAUGGCAUACCUCAAAAGCGCAGAAAUAACGCGACUAACCACGACAGAGCACCGAAACAACAGCAGCUGCCUCCUGUUGCGUACUACCGGCAUGAAGGACCUGAGGUGAUCGAGACUCAGGAUUUGAACCUCAACGGAGAAGACCUCGACGAUGCGGAGGAACAAGAAGGCACCAAUACGAAACCCAUUAGAAUUCUCACCAACUUUUCGUUCUUCGAUCCGAGACACAGGAAUGAAAUGGUACCGUUGACUGAUCUGGAGGAAGACCAUGGGAAAGAUCAAGCGUUCGAGGGGGCUGGUUAUGCAGUGGCCAAACCGAGCGAUAUGGAUGAGGAUGAAGGACAGGAAGAGGAAGAUGAAGAUGAGCCUGUGUACCUUCGUCUGGGCGCGAUCUUUCGCUAUACAAUCAGCUAUAACCCAGAGGAUGAGUUGGUAUGCAUCGAGACGUUAUUCGCUUAUUAUAUCUUGGAGAAGGCCUCAAAAGCGUAUGAACCUUUCUAUCGGCCUUUCUACACACCUCGGCACAUUGCCAGACUGGUAAUCUUGUUCGCUGCUGAGCAACAUCCCGAGAGCCCCGAGGCUUUCCUCAGAAAUUUCAAGGAAACGGUCGACAUUUUUGGCCGUACAUAUGUGGAACAAGAUCUUUGGGAUGCAGUUCCUGGUAUUCGACGGGCUAUUGAAGAAUUUGACCAGUCUGAUCAGACUCGACUAAGAAAGGCACCUAUCAUCCGGUAUUUGCUCAGUAAAUCACUGCCUACGUCGGACCGGGAACGGCAUUAUAUACCCCAGCCUGCUCGCCGGACAAGAAUAUUACAAUCAAAGGCAUUCAUUGGCGAUCUAGAUACCGCCGUCCUGAAGAAAGAAAAUCUCAAUCGGACCACAGUCACGCCGUCCAUAUUCGCUUUAGCUUGGGGUCGCGUACAUGAGAAGUUGGAUAUCAUAGGGCCUCCUUAUCACCCCCUCAGCAAGGCAGAGAAGGAGAGUCAAAAGAGAGAAGCCUUUCUACGCCUAUGCCGGCUUGUAACAAAAGCAAAGGGGCCCAACCCAACCGAUUGGUCAAAGGACGAAAGGGUUUCCCCGACAUCCGAAUUCUUAAAGUCGGCCAUAGUUGGUGGCGAAAAGUAUGAAGUUGGGGAUGUUGUGCUCGUAAGAAACGGUGAAGCUCCAUUUUGGACGCUAAACGCGGAUGUAAAUGAUCUGUCGCCUGAAGUUAUUUUGCCAGACUUGUUCUGGUUUGCAAGGAUUAUCUGGAUCUCUCACGCCAACAUGAUGUACCACCUUCAAUGGUACAAUCAUGGCUCACAGAUCAUGCUGGGGGAGCUUGCCCAUCCCCAAGAAAUCUUUUUAGCCAACCAGUGUGAAGAAAAAGAGCUCGAAACAAUUGUCGCCAAGGUCAAAGUUCACGAUGGCCCUUUUAGUAACGCCGUGAAGAGGGAAGAGUUCUUUUGCCGAUUUAUGUUCGAUGAAGGUUCAGGCGCAUUUACAUCCAUUGAUAGCGACCUCUUGGCCAACCUGAGAAGUCUCCCGCCAAGAGACAACUGCGCUUCUUGUCAAGUUAUGGCGGAACGAACACGAACGGAGAAGAUGGAAAGGGUUAAUACCGAUGGGAGGUGUCAAAACGGUGUUACAUACAACGGUAAAACAUACCACAUAGACGACGUGGUUCUGUUUAGGGCGGAAAGCGGGCCAGCGCAUAUUGGGUGUGUCACAAGAUUGGAGUUUCCUCGACGCGAAACAGACUCGAAGACCCCGACAAUGGUUCAAGUGAGAAGGAUCGGUCGGAUUAGUUCUCUUAAACAUAUCCUGCCACAAGAUGUACUCGUUGAUGAGCGACAUCUCUUUCUAACAAAAGAGAUGACCACUUUCAAUGCUGCCGAUCUCAUUCAAGUUGUUCUCGCCCCUCCAAUGUCGUCGCUGACGGGCGAAGACGACCUCGAGGAGUGGUUGGCCCUCUCGCCGGAUCAUUUCUACCUGCGCUACCAGUUCGAUUCGCUCAACCCCGAAACGUGGAAUCAGAGGCAAAAGAUGCCGAAGAACGAGGAUUUUCUUGUCUGCCAAACUUGCUGGAGGGACAGACUGCGAGAGAAGAAGCUGGCGAGCCAAUUCUCUGCAUAUCUCGAGCGUGAUCCCCUUCCGACUUUGGAUCUUUUCGGAGGGGUUGGUGCCUUUAGUAAAGGUCUUGCAGAGGGCAGCGAAUGCCUUCGUGUCACCCACGCCGUUGAAAUCGGGCCAAGUGCUGCGAAAACCCUUGAACGAAAUUCGCCCGGUACCAUUGUUUAUAAUCAAUGCGCGAAUACCAUGCUCCGUUAUGCGAUCAAGUCUUGUGAAGGCCAUAAACCUGAUCCACCUGUGCAGUUAUUUGAUGGAAAGACACCAGUACCUGCACCUCCAAAACCCGGCGAAAUCAAAGUGUUUACUAUUGGUUUCCCAUGUCAAACCCAUUCCACGUUGAACAGGUUCCAAGACGUGAGAGACAUCAAGAGCAACUUGAUCCUAAACGCACUCUCCUGGAUUGAUUUCUAUCGACCUAUGUUGUGUUAUUUCGAAAAUGUUGCUGGAUUUCUCCAGUUUCGUGUUUUUCAUACGGAGAACUCAGACGUAGAGGGAAUAGAAAUGGGUGGGCUGAAAUUACUCAAACGGGGUCUUCUUGACAUGGGAUACCAAGUACGCGAAGGUCUCCUCCAAGCCGCUCAUUACGGAACCCCCCAACGCCGGGAGAGGUUCUUCCUGAUUGCCGCGCUUGAUGGUACUCCUCUCCCAGCUCUCCCUCAGCCCACCCACGAUUUCCCCAAGGAAUUUUUCAAAAACACCAACAGUGACGUAACAUACAAAACAACUCCAUCGACAUCACUCUCGAUCGUCUAUCCUAACAAGAAGAGGAUACAACCGAUACGCUCUGCAAACGGUACGGCACUCCAUCCAUGUGUUACAAUUGGAGAUGCUAUCGAUGACCUUCCGCGAUUUGAUUGGACUCAUCGAGAUGAGCAGCGUAGUCGCCGGGGAAGAGAAGGUGUCCCAGGAUUUCCAUGCGAUACAGAAGCACUCGCUCGUCGAGGGGUUAAACAAUGUGGCUAUGUGGGCCGGCCACCGUACCAUCAUCCACCGAAAACGGUGUACCAACGUCAGGCUCGAAUGAAACCUGUCAGGAACUUGCAACAUUUUACCAGGAUUCUCAAGGCUGAUACGGUAAAGCGGUGUAUAAACAUUCGAUUGGAGCCCAAUGCAGAUUAUAAAAGUACAUUGCUUUUUGCUUUCACCAUGGUUAUUACUGACGAAUGGAGAAAAGCUCUGCGUGCUGACCUAUUGGAGUGGAACACUGCCAACCCGUCUUCGGCAAUGGUGCGAAAAGGUUUCAAGUCUGGUGCAUAUGGGCGUCUAGAUAUGAACGCUGUCUUUCCUACCACAGUCACCAACGCAGGACCUACAGCCAAGCAAUCGAGAUGCCUUCACCCUGAUUCCCAUCGGAUGCUGACUAUCCGUGAGUUCGCAAGGUCCCAGGGCUUCCCGGACUCUUUUGAAUUUGUGUCAUUGAAGGACAAGGUCAUUACGAUACAAAGGCAAAUCGGCAACGCCGUACCUCUUCCACUAGCCAACGCUCUUGGACGCGAACUCCGGGCAGCACUUUUCCAGAAAUGGAAGCGAGGUCAGGAGGACGCCAUCGUGAUCGACGAUGUCCCUCCAAGUAGCGACGAUGAUCCUAUGGAUAUUAGUUAA